Molecule: messenger RNA, 690 nt
Organism: Aspergillus steynii IBT 23096
Lineage: Eukaryota; Fungi; Ascomycota; Eurotiomycetes; Eurotiales; Aspergillaceae
Exons: 1
Coding region: 1-690 (229 amino acids)
Source: RefSeq, a predicted model, not a curated record
AUGCUAUUCAGCAGACUAAGGCGGUCUGUGCGAAUCCAAAAAACCGGACAUCAUGCGACAGGACAUGCGACAGGACGCACAACAGGGCAUACAACAGUUACACCAAAAACCGAAGAACGCAGGCCGAGCUUCGACUCCGCGUGGACUCUCACGGGAGGCAGCAGCCUCGACUUAUGCGAAUGCAAACAACUGGGCAUGGAAAUUCUCCAUACCAUCGCCGGCAUCCCCUCCUUCUCCGAGUUCGAGACCAAAGAGUCCGGUUUGCUCUGCCUCGAGGACAUGAUUAGCCUAUUUGAUAAAAUGAGCCUCUGUCAAAAAUGCUCCGAACACGAACAUUCCCCUGAAUUUCUCGGCAUUCUGUGCAACAAGAUCCUAGCCCAGUGUCAAUUGUUUCGCGGGUUCUUAAACGAGAUGCUGGAACAGAACGAUCAAGACCAACAGUCCCUCUUACAGAGGGACUACGCAACCGCCACCAGUCAGGAACGUAUGAGUCUGCUCUGUUCGCUUACCUACCUCCAAAUGAAGAGGCUCUACGGUUGUGUGGCCCGACUGAAUGAGAAACUCGAGGAGGAAUCUACGUUCGAUGAAGACUCCUGGUCGCAUCUAAGGGGGCAGUGUUUCCAGCUGGCGAUAGAUUCGGCCACCCUCUGCUCGCGAGCAACAUAUUUUAGGAACUCUGUGUUUUGGUGA